GGUGGCUGGCAGCUAAGCGAUGAGGAGGAGGUGCUAGUGUCAAACAGAAUGCACAGUGCAAUGCACACACACACUCAGUAGCACGGAGUGGCAGGGAAUAGGGAGAGACUGAGAGUGCUGGGAGGAGGAGGAGGAGGCAGACAGGCACGGGUGAGGGACUGAGGAGGAGAGGGAGAAGGACAGACAGACCAGGACAAGCCAGACAUUGGCACAGUGACAGGGCAGGGGGUGUAGGUGCAGGUUGGGCUGAGCAGGGACACAAACCAGACAGACAGGCAGUGGGCUCAGUGCUGACACAGAAGACAUGGAAGGAGCCUCAUUUGGUGCUGGCCGGGCAGGUGGAGGAUUCGAGCCAGUGGAAUUCCUGAAGCAGCCCCAGACCAUCCUGAGAAUCAUAUCCUGGGUGUUCUCCAUUGUGGUUUUCGGUUCGUUAGUGAACGAGGGAUCAAUUAACGUCGACAGCCCCGAGCUUUAUUGCGUUUAUAACCAAAACGACGAUGCCUGUAACUACGCCAUCACCAUCGGAGUCGUCGCUUUCUUCGCCUCCAUCUGCUUCUUCGUCGUGGAUAUCUACUUCCCACAGAUCAGCAGCGUGAAGGAUCGGAAGAAAGCCGUGAUGAUCGAUAUUGGCUUCUCAGCGAUAUGGAGCUUCCUGUGGUUUGUGUCGUUCUGUUUCCUGGCUGACCAAUGGCGAAAGACGUCUUACGAUGUGCCCCAAGGAGCCGACGCGGCCAGGGCUGGAAUUGUUUUCUCCUUCUUCUCUGUCUUCUCCUGGUGCGCAUCGGCGGUGAAAGCGAUGCAGAGAUACCGCCUAGGAACCGACAUGUCCCUUUUUGCCGGGGACCAGUUUGGCUCUGCGCCCAACGCCGGAUACCCAGGGUACCCCACGGGUAGCGGGAUCGAGAGCACCACGGAUACCUAUCAGAGCCCCCCUUUUACUGAGAACAUGGACUCAAGCACAAAGGGCUACCAAGUGCCGUCGUACUGAGGCCGAGGAGGAGCCGGGGAUGUUUGGACGCAGAGGGAGCAGCUGUGCUGAUGCAGAGAAUCGGCUGAAAACUCAAGUGUUCUACUUUCUAGAUGUGAUUUCCAGUGCUGGGUGAUUUGUUCUAUUAGCUAGAUGUACAGUCCUCUCUGCUGUACAGUGGUCUCGAUUGCUUGUAUGUGAUAUCUCCAAAGGGGUUGAAAAAUACAGUGUUCCCUCUAAGGAUUAGAGCUGGCAGAAGCCCUUUGCUGCCAUACUGGUUGGCAAAUGGAUUCUGUAUGCAGAUACCUCUUAUAAAUCAAUAUUUUUUAAGCCAGGAAGGAAUACAUUGUUUCCCUGAAAAUCCCCCGCCCUAUAGGUGCCCACCCAUUAUUUUUAUUUUGAAAGGGCCACUAUACCCUUAGGUGUUCCUGCUGGAUUGCACUUAGUACAGGGAGGUGCCGAUACCAUUGGGCUACAAGAUCACAAGGCAGUUUUCCCUGCUAUUAAGAUUGCCAUGAAUGGUCCUGUUUGGCUUAUCCCACCCCAAUUAUGUCACACCGUGUCCUGGAUUUUAAGAACAUAUCCCUCACUGGUAUCUUGUAAUAUAAUUAUAACACAACAGGAGGGCUAUGGAAGGUGAUCAGGAAGCCAGCCUUAAAAACAAUGGAUGCUUAGUGAACAAUAAAACUGCCAGCUGAGCCAGUGCCACCUUCAUCCAAGCUAUUGGGGCAAUACAGCAAAAGUAAACUACUUAUACCUUAAAGGACAAGUACAAACUAAAGGUAUAGUGGUCCUACAAUGUUCAUGCUUCCCACAUAUUCAGAAUCAUGACUUGGGGAUUUACUGGUCUUCCAUUACCAUCAGUCUGUAUCAUCUGGAAUCCCCAUCCCAGUAGUGUCUAUCCUUUAUAUGUUCCAAUCUCCAAGCAGUAUAAUACAUAUGCCGGAGGAACCAGGUUCCGACUGCUGCAAUAAAUCUAUACAAUAGCGGCAAAGUCCAUGAAUGAUAAUAUUUGUUCAUCCUUCAACCUUCACCCUAUACCCUUCAUGGCUAUAAUAAAGCCCUAUACUAAACAAAACUAGGUGGAUAGACCUUCCGUGCCAAGGUAAUGGCGGCCAUUGCAUUCCCUUUAUGACAGAUAAUAUAACCAGUAUGUCAGUGUGAUCUAUUCGCCACCAAUUGGGUCCUGCAGCAAGUCAGGCACCCACCGAUUGCAAUAGGAUUUCAAACAGCAGGUUUGGCCAGUCAGCAAGUUGGGUUGCAAUAAAACUUCUUUUAUGCCUUUCUUUACUUUCUAUCUUCCUUCAACCUCAUUUGACAUCACUCCCAGCUUACAGUUUGGUUUGAUUGUGGCCAACAGGUAGCAAGUUGGGUUGCGGGCAAAGUGGUUGUGGUUUGGAUUGGGUUGCAGGUCGAAGAGGGUGAAAAUGCAGGUUGUGGGUCAGCUGCAGGUCUGCCCAAUACCCGGCAGUUGUAGUAGGCUUUACAGAAGCGGGUAUGGGUGAAGGUUGGCGGGUCAGCAGGUUGGGACGCAAGAAAACUUUUUUUACACCUUUCUUUUCCAUCUGCCUCCAUUUGACAUCACUCCCAGUUUACAGUGAUGUCACUUCCAGUGUUUGAUAGCAUCACUCUUGGUUUAAUUGUGGACAAUUGGUCCAAAGUAAUUGUGGGUCGGAUAGGGUAGCAGGUCAAAGUAGGUAACAAUGCAGGUUGUGGGUCGGGGGGGGUCUUCGCAAUACCUGGCAGUUGUAGUAGGCUUUACAGAAGAGGGUAUGGGUGAAGGUCAGCAGGUUGGAUCACAAUAAAACCUUUUUUUACACCUUUUUUUUCAUCUUCCUCCAAACCUCAGGUGACAUCACUUUCAAUUUAUAGUGAUGUCACAUCCAGUAUAUGAUGACAUCACUGCUGGUUUAACUGUGGCCAGCAGGUAACAAGUUGGGUUGCAAUAAAACUUUUAUACCUUUCUUUACUUUCUAUCUUCCUUCAACCUCAUUUGACAUAACUCCCAGUUUACAGUGAUGUCACUUCCAGUAUAUGAUGGCAUCACUCCUGGCCAACAGGUAGCAAGUUGGGUUGCGGGCAAAGUGGUUGUGGGUUGCGGGUCCAAGAGGGUGAAAAUGCAGGUUGUGGGUCAGCUGCAGAUCUACCCAAUACCCAGCGGUUGUAGUAGGCUUUACAGAAGCGGGUAUGGGUGAAGGUUGGCGGGUCAGCAGGUUGGGAUGCAAUAAAACUUUUUUUAAACAUUUUUUUCCAUCUUCCUCCAACCUCAUUUGACAUCACUCCCAGUUUACAGUGAUGUCACUUUCAGUAUUCGAUGACAUCAAUCUUGGUUUAAUUGUGGACAAUUGGUCCAAAGUGAAUGUGGGUCGGAUAGGGUAGCAGGUCCAAUUGGGUUGGGUGGGGUCUAUCCAAUAUCUGGCAGUUGUAGUAGGCUUUACAGAAGAGGGUAUGGGUGAAGGUCAGCAGGUUGGAUCACAAUAAAAUCUUUUUUUACACCUUCCUUUUCCAUCUUCCUCCAAAUCUCAUGACAUCACUUCCAGUUUAUAGUGAUGUCACAUCCAGUAUAUGAUGACAUCAUUGCUGGUUUAACUGUGGCCAGCAGGUAAUAAGUCAGGUUGGGUGGGAUGGGGUAGCAGGUCCUAGAGGGUAAAAGUGCAGCUUGUGGGUUGGGUGCGGGUCUCCCCAAGGGAUCACACAGAUCUUUACUAUAACCCUGCCCUUUGUAUUGGGAAUAACCAAAAACUCCCAGCCAUCUGAAUGCUUCCUACUCCCAGGCAGACGUUUGUAAAUAUGUAGCAGCCUCCUGCGAUUGCUUGCCCUUUAUCCUCUGAUAAACCGAAAAGCAAUAUCUGUUUGCCUUAGAGGGAACACUGUACCUUUCAACAGCGCAGAAUUCCUUCGGCCCUCCGGCCGCUAUAUUAUGACUAAUGUUCUGUUCAGUUGAUGUGCCUGUCAGAUAAUGUGUGUUCUGUGCACCGUAUCUCUUUUUUACAGCUAACUGUGUAAUUGUGAGGAGGCAGGUAACGUGGCUUCAGGGUUGGUGGCCUGCUCAGCGUGUUACGUGGCACAGUCUGAAUGUAAAGCGCCUCUAUUGUGUGUUCAGUGUGAAACGGGCCCACAUUUACUAACCUGUGCAUAAAUAUCAUGAGAUAUAUGAAGGCUGGACUGUCUAACAGUUAGGGCUUUGGGGGGGGGGAAGGCGGAUGUCUCAUAGUAACCGCUAGCCAGCCGUCGAUGAUGGAGAGCUGUUGAUUUAUAAUAUAAAUAUGCUUCUCUGUGCCAAAAACAUUGAUAAUAGGUAUAGAAAUAAAUAUAUAGAAGGUCAGGAGGCUUCAUUAAUGCCAAUCCUUGCUUGAGGGACUUUGCAGGAAGUACUACUGUACUAUCCACCAUCUGAUGGAAGUACUACUGUACUGUUCAGAUACUUAAGACUCUGAUGGGUGUACUACUAGACUGUUCAGAUGCUUAAGACUCUGAUGGUAGUGCUACUGUACUGUUCAGAUGCUUAAGACUCUGAUGGGAGUGCGACUGUACUGCUCAGAUGCUUGAGACUCUGAUGGAAGUACUACUGUACUGUUCAGAUACUUAAGACUCUGAUGGGUGUACUACUAGACUGUUCAGAUGCUUAAGACUCUGAUAGUAGUGCUACUGUACUGUUCGGAUGCUUAAGACUCUGAUGGAAGGGCUACAGUACUGUUCAGAUGCUUAAGACUCUGAUGGAAGUACUACUGUACUGCUCAAUUGCUUAAAACUCUGAUGGGAGUGCUACUGUACUGCUCAAAUGCUUAAGACUCUUAUGGAAGUACUACUGUACUGUUCAGUUGCUUAAGACUCUGAUGGGAGUGCUACUGUACUGUUCAGAUGAUAAAGACUCUGAUGGGAGUACUACUGUACUAUGACUGUACUGUUCAGAGGCUUAAGGCUCUGAUGUUACUACUGUUCUGUGCAGAUGCUUUGGACUCUUAUGAGAGCACUUCAGUACCAUGCAAGUGCUUAGGACCCCCAUGGGAGUACUACUGUACUGUUCUGAUGCUUAAUAUUCUGAUUAAAGUACUACUGUACUGUGCAGAUCCACUGGACUCUGAUGGGAGCAGUACUGUACUCUGCAGAUCCACUGGACUCUGAGGGGGGUAAUACUGUACUGUGCAGAUGUUUAGGACACGGAUAGGAGUUGUACUAUACCUACAGAUGCUUAGGACUCUGAUGGAAGUCAUACUGUACUGUUCAGAUGCUUAGGACUAUGAUGGGAGUGUCCCAGUACUUGGGAACCUUUGAGUCCCUUCAUUACCACAGCAUACUCUGCAACACUUGUGAAUGAAAGUGACUUACACUACUACAACUCCAGAGGUCAGUAGUUUUCCAUCAGUGGAGCCCCGCCCCCCCGAAAGCCAAUUAGAAACCUACUGCCAGAGGUAGAGAAGACACUGCCAGAAAGGGCUUUCCACAUUGCACCCAAAGUCACAACAGUAUGUGUUCCUAAGCAGUUAUGAUGCUCAACCCCACGCACCACCAUUGAGAAAGUGCUGAUGUCGAAGUAGGUAACUAAGACGGGACUCUAUGAAGAGAAGUGGUAGCUGUGACCAGGCCUGUAUUUAUCACUGAAGAUAUAUAGACCAUGCCAUGUGGUCUAAGCUUGUUGACUGGCUAAACCAGAGCCAUCAGAGUAGCAGACCUUUUAUGCAUGUCGUAUAUGGCACAUUCCACUGGCAUUUCAAAAUAUGUAAACCGUGUGGUAUCAGAAGGGCAUGGGAUUUAUAAAGAACACAGGUAUUCAUGAAUGUUAUCCCAUAAGAGCACAUAUCUGCGUACAGGAGGCCUCCUGCAUUCCACUAUGCAUUCCACUUAUCAUGGCACAGUAAAUAUGGGCCUGUCUAUGGUCUUCUCAAUGGACUGAACCAAAUUCAGCCAACACCCAGAGAGUCUGUUUACACAUAGCUGUCCAGGUCCCUCACAUGUAAAGGCUGCUGUUGUGCCAAACCAUCAAGUACUUAAUCAAAGGGGUCCUCUAAACAUUAACUGUAGAGCAAAACGUUGAACAAAGAUUGCUGAUUGGGUGAAUAUCCUCAGGUGAUGUGUAUGGUGUGCCAUAGAAUUGCCAAUUCCUUUUCCCGAUAGGUGCAAAAUAACCAAAAUGAGCUACUGAAUGAGCCUCAGUGGUCAAUCUUCAGCCUUCCAAAAAAGCACGCUGGAGAUCCGCCCAUCCUUGCUUUGGGGUAAGGGAGAGUUUCCAACUGGUGGGAGUGGCUUUGCCAUUGAAAUGACCCCCAUUUGGAAUGACUAGUAUACUAAAAUCUUGGCCUUAUUGAGGCUGCGAGGAACAGAAUGGGAAGAGCUCCAUGGCACCUUGAUCAUGCUCCUCAUAGAUGCUCAUAUUGAACUGUGUUAGGCUCAGACUAUAUAAUUGUAGUAGCCAAUAUGCUGCAGGCUGCCAUAUUGCUCUCUUAAUGCCCAGGGAGGAGUAACAAUAGUUAAGACUUGGCUGUAGAUAGAUAGCCCCACCAUCUCUAGUGUUCUUCAAACAUAGUUCCUCCUCUAUGGUCGAACAGUGACCAAAUCAUCGCGGGAACGCUCGGAGACUUCACCUCCAUUUUCAGCAAACGCGUGCAAUUUCUGACGCAGAGUAGCCGGUGUGUCUGGGAACAAGUGAAAUGUUUACAAAUCUCUGUAUAUAAUGUAUUACCUGAAAGAACAAUCUGUGAUUGUGUAUUUUUCAGUAGCGUCUUUGUGUCGACCUGUUUGUUGUUUUCUGUACAUUCUAAAAGAGUUUAAAAAAAAAAAAUGAAAUAAAAGAAAUGACAUUGGGACGGAA
This is a messenger RNA of Xenopus tropicalis (tropical clawed frog), 6776 nucleotides long. RefSeq names its product synaptogyrin 3 (gene syngr3). The record is from RefSeq and is a predicted model, not a curated record. The transcript is spliced from 4 exons. Gene Ontology annotation, cellular component: membrane. NCBI's taxonomy places the organism in Eukaryota, Metazoa, Chordata, Amphibia, Anura, Pipidae. Bases 305 to 988 code for a protein of 227 amino acids.